UAUGCGAGGUUAGAAAGGAACCUAGGAAACCGCCAUUUUUUAAGUUACUAAUGUUCCUAGACCAAGUUGGCGGCCCUCUCCCUCGUGCAUUCUCUUGUGGAGUGCCCACCUACCCACCUAAUGCAUCCAAAAUAGUUGGGGGUGUCGAAGCAAGGCCAAAUAGCUGGCCCUGGCAGGUCUCCCUUCAGUACUACACAGGCAGCAGCUGGUUUCACACCUGUGGUGCAAUACUUAUCGAUCGUUCCUGGGUGCUCACCGCUGCUCACUGCAUCAGUUCUGGCCGAUCCUAUAGAGUUGGACUUGGAAAACACAGUCUGAGCUCGUCUGAAGCAAACUCAGCUUUUAUUAGUGCCUCAAAAAUCUUAGUCCAUUCAAACUGGAACAAUAACAGUGUUGCAAGUGGGUAUGACAUUGCCUUAAUCAAGCUUUCACAGGCUGUGACACUGAACGACAAAAUCCAGACCAUCUGUCUCCCAGCAUCAGGUGCUAUUUUGGCAAAUGGCUAUGGCUGCUAUGCUACAGGCUGGGGAAGACUUUCAACUGGCGGUUCUUCUCCUGACAGACUUCAGCAGGUCCGUUUACUCAUUGUGGAUUAUGCAAACUGUUCACGAUCAGACUGGUGGGGCAGCACCGUAAAAAGCACCAUGGUCUGCGCUGGUGGGGAUGGAGUUUAUUCAACAUGCAAUGGUGACUCUGGUGGACCCCUGAACUGCAAAAACUCCAGUGGCAGGUGGGAAGUUCAUGGUAUUGUCAGCUUUGGUUCCUCUCUAGGCUGCAACUAUCCAAAGAAACCAUCCGUCUUCACAAGGGUCUCUGCAUACAACAGCUGGAUUAGCCAGAUUAUGGCAAGCAACUGAAAGGAAUGUAGUCUGAAAAGAAUCUUCAUCAAUACUGCCAUCUUUUUGAAAAUUAAAUAUUUAGUGCUGUGCUGUAUGUAUUCAGUGGAAACUGAGCAGUUAUAUGUUAUAAUAAAGUGAAUUAAA
Messenger RNA from Protopterus annectens (West African lungfish), 983 nucleotides. Its product is annotated as chymotrypsin-like elastase family member 2A. Gene Ontology annotation, biological process: proteolysis. The record is from RefSeq and is a predicted model, not a curated record. NCBI's taxonomy places the organism in Eukaryota, Metazoa, Chordata, Ceratodontiformes, Protopteridae. The transcript has 8 exons. Gene Ontology annotation, molecular function: serine-type endopeptidase activity. Bases 51 to 857 code for a protein of 268 amino acids.